Molecule: messenger RNA, 3826 nt
Organism: Eupeodes corollae
Lineage: Eukaryota; Metazoa; Arthropoda; Insecta; Diptera; Syrphidae
Product: band 4.1-like protein 5
Exons: 11
Coding region: 701-3289 (862 amino acids)
Cellular component (GO): cytoskeleton
Molecular function (GO): cytoskeletal protein binding
Source: RefSeq, a predicted model, not a curated record
UCUACUACCACUUGUCGUUGUCGCUGGUGUUUGCCAUCGCCUUCGCCAUUACGUUUUCGCUGUGACUUUUCGUGAUGAGUUUGUGUCAAAAUACAUUCCGUUCAAUUUAUAAUUUUUCUCAUAAAAAUCCAAUAAAAUAAAUAAUAAAAUAACUAAAAAUCAAUGAAUUAACCAUCCACCACCUCUACAAAUACAAAUUUCAUUAAAAUAACCACCAUCUAAUGUGAUAAAAUAAAGUUUUUCCAAAGUAGUUUCUGUCUGGUUCUGGUUUUAUUUUAUUUUUUUAAAGAGUUUUAGAGAAAAGAAAGUUGUUUCGUGCCUGUGCCUGUGCCUUUGCCUCGGGAGUUCGACAUCUAACGACGACAAAUAAGAGCUCCCGUAUUAACAAAAAAAAUAAAAAGGAAAAAUAAAUAACCAGAAGUUAGUAAAAGAAAGGCACAUAGAAUUUAUCUAGUAUUCGAGAGUCGGGUUUUUUAAAGUUGUAGUUAAGUGAAGUGAUCUCUCAAAGCGAGAAUUUCAAGUGCAUCUGCAUCUUUAGGUGCAUCUGGUUGCAGUCUCUAAGUUGCUUCUCGUUCCUCAUUGCUCGUUCUCGUUCAUCCAUCGUUGAUUUGUUCACAAAGCGGUUUCGUCGUAGUUCUCGUCGUCGUUCUUCGUCGUAGUUGUUUUUUUUUUUUAUUAUCGUGGACGGUCAGGAAUAAUAAUGUUGCGGUUUCUAAGCAGACGAAAAGUCCGGAACACGGCUCCAGACGGCGGAGGUGGCAGUGCCACUAGCAGCUCCCAAAUCAAGUCUCAGCGGAUCGCAGCAAAUAAAAAUAAAAUCGAUUGCCGUGUCAUUCUGCUGGACAACACAGACCUCUCUAUUGAGCUAUCGAAAAAAGCUAUGGGUAGCUAUCUAUACGAACAAGUUUUCUAUGCUCUUGAUCUCACAGAAAAGGACUACUUUGGUCUUCAAUUUACCGAUGCUAAUCAUGUCAAACAUUGGUUGGAUCCAACAAAAGCCAUUAAAAAACAAGUCAAAAUUGGCCCACCUUAUACAUUCCGUUUAAAGGUUAAGUUCUAUUCAUCUGAGCCAAAUACCCUCCGAGAAGAACUCACACGUUAUUUGUUUUUCCUUCAACUCAAACAAGAUCUACUAGAAGGUCGUUUAGAUUGUCCCGAUGACAAAGCUACAGAAUUGUGUGCAUUAGCUUUGCAAUCUGAAUUGGGUGACUAUGAUGAACAAGUGCAUACAGCAGCAACAGUAUCGGAAUUUCGUUUCGUUCCUGAACAAACGGAAGAAUUGGAAAUUGCGAUUCUGGAAGAGUAUAAGGGAUGUCGCAGCUUGACGCCUGCACAAGCCGAGACAGCAUACUUAAACAAAGCCAAAUGGCUGGACAUGUACGGAGUUGAUAUGCAUACAGUCCUAGGAAAAGAUGGCUGUGAAUACCAUUUAGGAUUAACACCUACUGGCAUACUAGUUUUUGAACGUGAUCAGAAAAUAGGUCUCUUUUUCUGGCCAAAAAUCAGUAAGCUGGACUUCAAGAAGAAGAAACUAACUCUGGUGGUGAUCGAAGACGACGACGAGGGUCGAGAACAGGAGCACACAUUUGUCUUUCGACUGUACAAUGAAAAGGCUUGCAAGCACCUCUGGAAAUGUGCCGUGGAACAUCAUACGUUUUUCCGUCUACGCGCCCCCGUUAAGGGGCCAUCUGCCCGACAGAAUUUUUUCCGAAUGGGUUCACGCUUUCGGUACUCGGGUCGAACAGAAUUCCAGACUACAGCCCAGAGUCGAGCCCGCCGGACUGUGCAAUUCGAACGGCGCCCAUCGCAGAGAUUCGCCAGCCGGCAAUCGCACCUGCUGCGCGAACGGCAAAAAGCAUCAGCUGCAGCGGCAGUAGCAGCCAUCGCUGCACGAAAUUCAAUCGAUCAAGCCAACGAAAGCCUUAUACCACUACCACCGAUGACAGACAAUAGCCUUGUUCAAAUUGAUUCUCCAUCCAUGUCUACCAUCACUCCAUCGCCAUCUGUGCAAACGGUAAUUCACAACUCAAUCUGUGAGCUACCGGACACAUCUUGUGCGGCAUCAAUUAACUCCGGCCAUAUGAACACGUGCGCGUCGCUGGGUCACGUCUCGAUGAAGUCAACAUCUAGCACCGAAGAACCUGGCUACAGUAAAAUUGGUUCAUUUGGUAAAGCUGGACUUACUGUAAAAAUGGAACCUGAGACACCAGCAUACCCAUCGCCGACCACGAAGAACUUUGAAGACACUAAUCCAUUUAGGACACAAUCUCAUCACGGUUCGUUUGGAAAGGCUUCCAUAAGUUCAUCAUUUAGCAUAAAAAGUGGCUUAUCGGAUAAAGAUAAGGAGCUAGAUUCAUUGCUUAAGUCUAUUGUAAAAGAUCCAUCCCCAUCAAUCCUAGCUACCGAAGCAAUUAAUGAUGCUAACAGUAUCAGAGUUACAAUUAAUAAAACAUCUGAUAUGGAACAUAAUACGGAAACUUUAAAGAGAUUAUCAAAUAACAACGAAAAACCAAACAACCAAGUGAAAAUGGCAAAUGUUGGAUCUGGAGCUCUGCCGCCUGGGCACAUUAAGUGCAAUAUUUUGAAAGCCCGAGUCGAAGAAGAACUUGGAGCAGCUAACAAUGCUAAGCUAACAAAUCAGAUGUUUGUUCCUGCAGCCUCAUCCUUGAACAACAGCUUAUAUCAUUCCGAUGGACCAGAUUCUAUCAAUGCUACCUACAUAUCAGUCGGCGGUGACAAGCUCACAUUAAGCAUAACCGAACAAAAACCAUCAUCAUCGACAUCGCCUACAACAACAACUACUACUACAUCGUCACCGAUUCCACCGUCGUCGUUGUCAUUGUCGUCGCCUAGUAGUCCCACCAAUGCUUUUGCUUCUACAACAUUAACGACAAUUGUUACAGCAACAACACCCAGCAGUCCACCUCCACCGCUAACUCCAACUCAAAUUCCAUCGACCCUUGUCUCGACGACGGACUCACUUAUAAAUGAGAUAUUCAUUAAUAAUAUUAGCAGCAUUGUCGACGAGCGCAAGGAAGUGGUCGCACCACCGGCUGCGCCGGUUACAAAUGUGUCCAAUAUAAUUUCGAAUCAAGAACGAAAUCAUGAAAACAAGGAGAACAGGGAACUGAAUGAAAAUAACUAUCGGGAAAAGAAAAAUUCCAUUAACCAUAUCAACCCACCCAAUGAAAUGGUCUCACCAUGGCUAGUGUCCUCCGAAAUUGUUUCGGCUCCUAAAAGUAAAGAGCCAACAAUUAUACGUAAAUCAGUCAUUACAACACAAUUGUAAUUAAAAAUGACUUAAAACUAUAAAAGUUAAUAAUAAUUUAUUCCGGCAACUACUUAAGGUAUUAUUUUUAUCUAAAUUCACGAAAAAAAAAUGAGAUACAAUCAAAUGAAAAAAGAAAUUCGAAAAAAUUAAAACAAAAUAUUAUUCGCAAUAUUUUUAAUGAAUAAAUUAUAAUAAUACUACAUAAGUAAUUACUAUUUAAUAAAAGAAGAACGGGAAAAUUUACAUUUAUCUACAAACAAAAAAAACAUCCAUUUAUCUUAUAUAUACAUAAAACAUAUUAUACUAUAUACAUACAAUAUUUAUUUUAUUUAGGCUGUUAAUAUUUACAUGUGUAUAAAUAAAACGAAAACAAAAACUGACAUUUAUUAUUUUCUUUAUGAAUAUAAAUCAGUUUGCUUAUGUUUAGUAUUUAAAGUAAUAUCUUUAAAAAAUACUUAGGUAAUAUUAAAAAAUUGAAAAUUUAUAAAAUGAUACAUUAAAUAAGACAUCGAAUGUGUUGCAGCGAAACUUAUUACUGUAUAUUUAUAAAUUGAA